Molecule: messenger RNA, 744 nt
Organism: Colletotrichum fioriniae
Lineage: Eukaryota; Fungi; Ascomycota; Sordariomycetes; Glomerellales; Glomerellaceae
Source: RefSeq, a predicted model, not a curated record
AUGUCCAAAAGAGAGACCUCCAAACUAUUCAGGGGGCCCAUUAGAGCUCUGACACCCGACCCCAACAGCGCUUCUGCUCUCGGCCCGGCGAUGAUGGGACUCGAGGGCGCACUUGCACAAGCCCGUACUGAUGUUGCACCGACCUCGCCGAUUGGAAUCUCUGACGGUAUCGCUCUCCAGAACGCCGCCGAUACUUUGACGAAGAGCGUGAAGAUUAUGGUCAUGUCGGCAAUGCUCCAGCGUCAGACGCUCGAUCAGAUAAACAUGACCCCGAUGCUUCUCCAAUCCUUCAUGAAUCAGAACAUGUUGUCGGCUGCACUUGGCCAAGUCGUUCUUUCCAAGCUUCCUGCGGAGGGUCUCCAAAGCGCCAUGGCUGCGUUUGCCGGAGCUGGUGGCUCGGUUGGAAUGGGGAUUGUGUCGCUCGCCAAUCCUCCUUUGGCUAUGCCUCCUGGUAUGGGCCCUCCCAUGGGCGGCGCACCCCCAGCAGCUAUGCCAGCCACUGGAGCUCCUCAGACGAGUUCACCGCAAACAGGUUCCCCAGGAAAUUCCUCCCAGUCUGGUCAGAGGGGCUCUCCUCAGAUGGGCCAACCUCAAACCGGGUCUCCGCAGACGAGCCAGCCUCAAACUAGCACACCCCAAACUGGAUCGCAGCCUGCGAGCGGUAAUCAGGGACAGGCGGGUAGCGCAGCGAGUAGCGUGUCUGUGAGCCAGGCUCUGGAGGGGAACGUUGUGGCGCUUUCCUGA